CUGCAGGAGCGAGUGAGUGAGAGAGUUGAGGAACCUUGUCUUAGUACACUAGUGGACUCGCGCGUGGCAGGACGUGGGUGCCCGAGUACAGGUCCCGAACACACUCGCCCUUCCACGUGGGAAACAAGUGCCUCUGCCUCGUGGGGUGCCAUGUGACGGGCUUCCUUCCCCGCCCUCUUAAGUGACUCUAUGGUGCCGACUCUUGGAUUUUGGUGACGGACUGAAACGUGAGUGGAUAGUCGGGGGGACUUCGCUAUAUGCUCGUCGUCCUGCCGGGAGUGCGAAUACUCACAGUUCCUCUCGCAGACACUCCUCCGCGGCGCCAUGGGGACCCCAGUGCCUACCGAAACGAAGGACAACAGUGCCACCGACACCGGAAGUGCUUCCGUUGAUGGACACGGUAACGGGCAGCGCGGGAUGACCUGGUGCCCCCCGGCCUCACCUCCGCCGCUGGGGCCCGCGACGUCUUCUCCGCCCGCCCAUCAGUCCUCCUCCUCCAGCCUCACGGACACCCUCAGCUCCUCCCUCAGUUCGCUCUCGAGGGUCCAGGCGGCCUUCCCCCUGCUGCAGUCGCUGCCGUUCCUCCCCUCCGUGGCCGGGAAGUCGUCGGCGCCCCUUGGUGUGGAUCCCCGCGUGAUGGGGAUGCUGCAGAGCUACGGGUCCCUGGGGCAGCUGCCGUGGGCCGCCCUGGGCGCCAGCGGCGACCUGGCCCUCAACCGCCUGCUCCUGACCCCCGGAGGCCGCCUGAGCCGCCCCAAGAAGCGCUACAUCUGCAAGUAUUGCCAGCGGGAGUUCACCAAGAGCUACAACCUGCUGAUCCACGAGCGAACCCACACGGACGAGCGCCCCUUCCCGUGCGACGUCUGCGGAAAGGCCUUCCGGAGGCAGGACCACCUCCGCGACCACAAGUACAUCCACAGCAAGGAGAAGCCCUUCAAGUGCGACGUGUGCGCCAAGGGCUUCUGCCAGGCGCGCACGCUCGCCGUGCACAAGGCCCAGCACGCCCACGAUUCCCUCCGGACGCCGACGUCGCUCCCUUCGCCCACUUCGUCCUUCAGAAACCUGGACCUGAAGGACAGACUCGCGCCGUACCCGACCCUGGCGCACCUGCACAGAACCCUCGCCUCCGAGCUGCGGGUCUUUCCCGCGCCGACUGUGUCCCCGCCCACCCCCCUCCCGCCCCACUCCCUCAGCCCUCACGCCCGCGAGGGGAACGAACGAGAGACGGACAGACUUCGGGACAACGAGAGAGGCGUCGAGGGGCGUCGGAGAGAGGACGCGCGCGAGGUCAUCUUCGUCAUGGCCGGAGACACCGCCGAAGUCGCCGAGGAGAAGGCCCUUGACCUGACCGUCUCGCGGAAGCGACCGCCGACGCCGCAGGUGGACCACAACCGCAACGAGAUCCCUCUCGAGAAGGGCGCCGGCGCGGACGGAGGGGCCAACCCCGUUCAGGUCCCCGACGGGCGGUCCGGCGGCCGUGCCAUGACUUUUCCCAUGGGCACGCUCAUGUCGAAGUGAUGUCGACAUCGACUGUGAUAAAAUGCUAAUGUAACUGAAGCGUGAGAUCAUACCUGUGUAUACGUGGAUGUGUAUACGCGCAGCAGUGUGAUCCUGAAUGUGCCGGUGAACCAGAAUGUACAGUUGUACACAUGUGCGAGACGGGUAUGUGUACCUACCUAGAUAUAUGUGCGCUCAUGUACCUUAAAAAAGGAGUAAUUGUGGAGAAACACUUAGUGUAUAAAUAUUUUACAUAUCACAUAUUCUGAACGACUGUCCUCGUGAUCUUUUGUACAUAACGAUGGAACGAAGGGUACGUUUUGUGUGUGCUGAGAUGUGAACAGAUUGUUCAGAAGAACGUUCUAUUUAAUUCACCUGUGCUCGUGAUCGGAGAAUUAGAAUGAAUGAGUGUGGCUGUUACAUAUUAAAUUAUAUCGUUUUAUUUUUUACUGAAUAAAGGGCACGUUAAAUU
Molecule: messenger RNA, 1969 nt
Organism: Penaeus indicus
Lineage: Eukaryota; Metazoa; Arthropoda; Malacostraca; Decapoda; Penaeidae
Product: zinc finger protein 865-like
Exons: 2
Coding region: 325-1518 (397 amino acids)
Biological process (GO): regulation of transcription by RNA polymerase II; embryo development
Cellular component (GO): nucleus
Molecular function (GO): RNA polymerase II transcription regulatory region sequence-specific DNA binding; DNA-binding transcription factor activity, RNA polymerase II-specific
Source: RefSeq, a predicted model, not a curated record